GGCUCACACACACACAGACACGUGCGCUUAUAUCAGUUAUUCUCCGUCAAGUUUCUUUCUUCUCUGUCCUGUCCAGGUGUGUUGCACCAUGCUAACCCGUCUGUUCCGUGUGCAUGGCCUCCUGGUGGCCUCCCAUCCUUGGGAAGUUAUUGUUGGCACAGUAACACUGACCAUAUGUAUGAUGUCAAUGAACAUGUUCACGGGUAAUGACCAGAUCUGUGGCUGGAACUUUGACUGCCCCAAAUCAGAUGAGCAAAUUCUGAGCAGUGACAUCAUCAUCCUGACCAUCACACGAUGCAUUGCCAUCAUCUACAUUUACUUCCAGUUCCAAAAUUUGAGACAACUGGGAUCCAAAUACAUUUUAGGUGUUGCUGGCCUUUUCACAAUAUUCUCCAGCUUUGUAUUUAGUACUGUGGUGAUUCACUUUCUUGACAAAGAGCUCACUGGCCUCAAUGAGGCUUUGCCCUUCUUCUUGCUUCUCAUUGACCUCUCCAAAGCAUGUGCACUUGCCAAGUUUGCAUUAAGCUCCAAUUCUCAGGAUGAAGUUCGGGACAAUAUUGCUCGUGGCAUGGCAGUACUUGGACCAACCUUCACGCUAGAUGCCAUGGUGGAAUGCUUAGUGAUCGGAGUGGGAACCAUGUCAGGUGUGCGACAGUUAGAAAUUAUGUGCUGUUUUGGAUGCAUGUCUGUCUUGGCCAACUACUUUGUGUUCAUGACAUUCUUCCCUGCAUGUGUAUCACUGGUCUUGGAGCUGUCCCGUGAGAGCCAAGAAGGCCAUCCUAUCUGGCGGCUUAGCCACUUCUCGAGAGUGAUGGAGGAGGAGGACAACAAACCCAACCCUGUAACCCAGAGGGUGAAAAUUAUCAUGUCUCUGGGCCUUGUGAUGGUUCAUGCCCACAGCCGUUGGCUCGCUAAGACCUCGCCCAUCAACACCACGGCGGGUGUUUCACAGUUUGGUACAGAGUUGGACCAUAUCUCCCCCAGGAGAAUCAAGCCAGAGAAACCCCUCUGGAACUUCUACCUGAACAGGAUGAUAACCAUGGACAUCGAGCAGGUGAUCACUCUUUGCUUGGCCCUGCUGCUGGCCAUCAAGUACAUCUUCUUUGAGCAUGUGGAGAGGGAGUCUGCACUGUCAUUGAAGAACAUCAUCAUGACAUUGUCUCCCGCACUGACGGCACGGCAACCUGCUGAAGCGUGCUGCAGGAAGGCGCUUGCUGCUCCUAGAGAUCUUCCCUCACCCCAGAGUGUGUUCCUCCCACUACUGGUCAACAAGGAAGAGAGAGAUGAAGUUAUCCGGCCCCUGCCGGGUCCAGUUGUUGACCCCCAGCUGAAGAGCUCCGUUGUCAGGGUAGAAGAUGGAGAGGUCACAUGUCAGGUCAACUGCUCCUCAAAUCCCAGAGAUCUGGAUACAUGUCUGGCCAUCUUUAAAGACCUGGAGUUGGGGCCUCAUUUUUUAAGUGAUGCUGAAGUGAUGCUGCUGGUCAACUUGAAACACAUCCCUUCAUAUAAACUGGAGGAACUGAUGGAGAGACCAGAGAGGGGAGUGGCCAUAAGAAGGCAGAUGAUAUCGGAAAACCUUCCAUUCCCAUCUGCGCUGUCCUCAUUGCCAUACUGUAACUAUGACUACUCCAAGGUUAUGGGCACUUGCUGUGAGAAUGUAAUUGGUUACAUGCCAGUACCAGUGGGUGUGGCUGGACCACUUCAUCUGGAUGGGAAACAGUUCCAGGUUCCUUUGGCAACCACAGAGGGCUGCUUGGUUGCCAGCACCAACCGUGGAUGUCGAGCAAUUGCUCUGGGAGGCGGUGCCAUGAGUUCAAUCCUGGCUGACGGCAUGACACGCGGACCUGUGGUAAGGCUUUCCUCUGCACUGCAAGCUGCUGAAGUCAAAGCCUGGCUGGAGAGUGCAGAAGGAUUCCAGACCAUCAAAGAGGCCUUUGACAAAACAAGCAGGUUUGCUCGACUUCAGAAGCUGCUGGUUGGCCUGGCUGGUAGAAAUCUGUAUAUUCGCUUCCGUUCCAAGACAGGAGAUGCGAUGGGGAUGAACAUGAUCUCAAAGGGCACAGAGCAGGCACUACACCGGCUGCAACUACAGUUCCCAGAGCUGCAGGUCAUUGCCAUCAGUGGAAACUACUGCACAGACAAGAAGCCAGCUGCCAUAAACUGGAUUGAGGGCCGGGGCAAGUCUGCUGUGUGUGAGGCCACCAUCCCAGGCAAAGUAGUCCGAGAGGUUUUGAAGACGACCACUGAAGCUCUGGUGGAGUUGAAUAUCAGUAAGAAUCUCGUGGGCUCGGCCAUGGCUGGCAGCAUCGGUGGAUUUAAUGCGCAUGCAACCAACCUGGUGACAGCGAUCUUCAUAGCCUGUGGACAGGAUCCAGCCCAGUCAGUGGGCAGCAGUAAUUGCAUAACCCUCCUGGAGGCGUCAGGUCCAACAAAGGAGGACCUGUACAUCAGUUGUACCAUGCCGUCCAUAGAGCUGGGUACUGUGGGGGGGGGCACCAACCUGCCGCCGCAGCAGGCUUGUCUCCAGAUGCUGGGUGUGCAGGGAGCCCGUCAGGACUGUCCCGGGGAAAAUGCCCGGCAGUUGGCGAGGAUAGUAUGUGCCACCGUUCUGGCUGGAGAACUGUCACUCAUGGCGGCUCUGGCAGCUGGUCAUCUGGUGAAGAGCCACAUGACUCACAACAGGUCCAAACUGAACCUGCAGCAGAUUCCAGAAACAUGCACCAACAAAAUCACCUGAGAAUGACCAUAAACCAUUCAUGAACUUCAUUUCCUCAAAGUGCUUUCAAAGAAGAUCCUGCUUUGACCAGCAGAACACUGAAACGGAACGGAUCUGCACACUCCAAACUAACCGUCCUGUUUAUUUUCUGCACCUGUUUUCUGCAGCUCACCUGCUUUUUGCACAAAUGACAAGUGUUGUCAGUUAAGUGGAGGGCGUUUGGAGUUAAUAUGAAGCAUUUUGCUGGAAAAUGGAUAAAAUGGUUAAUUUUCUGUCAAACACCCAUUUGAAUGUGUGCAACUGCAAAAGAAUUUUACACAACAGAAUAGAAUUAUUUCUAGCUCUGCUUCCUGAUGACCUGCAGGUGGACAGACACACGAAUGAGAUGGACACUGUGAUGUCUAUGUACUUCAGAAACCAGGCUUAUCGUCUGUGUGCACAAAAAA
This is a messenger RNA of Thalassophryne amazonica, 3162 nucleotides long. Its product is annotated as 3-hydroxy-3-methylglutaryl-coenzyme A reductase-like. Gene Ontology annotation, cellular component: peroxisomal membrane; endoplasmic reticulum membrane. Gene Ontology annotation, molecular function: protein binding; NADP binding; hydroxymethylglutaryl-CoA reductase (NADPH) activity. NCBI's taxonomy places the organism in Eukaryota, Metazoa, Chordata, Actinopteri, Batrachoidiformes, Batrachoididae. Gene Ontology annotation, biological process: sterol biosynthetic process; coenzyme A metabolic process; isoprenoid biosynthetic process. The coding region runs from base 89 to 2737 and encodes 882 amino acids. The transcript has 20 exons. The record is from RefSeq and is a predicted model, not a curated record.